AGCAAUACAUGGGUGCAUUGAAGAAAUAUAGAAAGAACAAUAAGUUUGAAAUUUCAACAUCAAGUAUCCUAGAUUCGAUCUCAAGAAAGUAUAAUAUCUAUCUCAAUGUAUUACAAAAUCUAUCAUUCUAGCCUCAGUUACACUGGCCAUCCUUGCUUCAUGGAUUUUUGUUAUGACUCAUGGGUACAAGGUUGAAAAGUCUUCCGAGUCAGAGGAUCCAUGGAUGUUCAUUCCAUUCCAACCGCUCAACUUCACCAUUGACAACAUUUUGGAAUAUCUUAAGGAUGAGCAUGAGAUUGGAAGAGGCGGCUUUAGGGUUGUAUACAAGGCGGAGAUGCCUAAUGGGGAGUUGAUUGCUGUGAAAAAGCUGAAUCAAGAGCCAGCACUAAUAGGCUAUUAUUCCAAUAGAAGUGUAAAACUGCUUUUAUACAACUAUAUUCCAAAUGGCAAUCUUCAACAACUUUUGCAAGGGAGUGAGAAUUUGGAUUGGGAAACAAGGUACAAGAUUGCAGUAGGUUCAGCUCAUGGUUUGGCUUAUCUUCACCAUGAUUGUGUACCAACCAUUCUACACAGAGAUGUCAAGUGUAGCAACAUACUUCUUGAUUCUGAAUAUAAGGCUUAUCUUGCGGAUUUUGGGUUGGCAAAAUUGAUGAACCCUCCAAAUGACCACCUUACAAUUUCUAGAGUUGCUGGUGCUUUUGGUUAUAUUUCCCCAGAACAUGGAUACAGAAGGAACAUAACCGAUAAGAGUGAUGUCUAUAGCUACGGAGUUGUUCUAUUGGAGAUACUAAGUGGGCGUAGUGCAGUGGAACUUGAGGUGGAUGAGUGGCUGCACAUAGUAGAGUGGGUGAAGAGAAAGAUGAGAAGCUCUGAACCAAAAGUAUCAAUACUUGACACAGAGCUGCAAGGAUUGCCAGACCAAAUGGUGCAAGAGAUGCUUCAAACACUAAGAAUUGCAAUGCUCUGUGUGAACUCCUCCCCCACAGAAAGGCCAACGAUGAAGGAAGUGGUGGCAUUGUUGAUGGAGGUAAAGAGUGGUGAACCCUCCAAAUGACCACCCACAUUGGUUUGAUGUCCAUAGCUACAGCAAACUUGAGAGGCCCAAAAGGAUGUAACUGCAACAGGAAUAUGUGGGUGCAUUAAAGAAAUAUAGAAAGAAUAAUAAGUUUGAAAUUUCAACAUCAAGUAUCCUAGAUUCGAUCUCAAGAAAGUAUAAUAUCUAUCUCAAUGUAUUACAAAAUCUAUCAUAUUUGGUCCUCCAAAAAGCUCCAGCUCAAAUCUAAUCAGCAUUAGUUAUUGGUGGGAUAAAAAAGAAGAAAAAAAACAAACAAACAAAUUGACCGCCCUUAAAGGCUCCAAUACAUUUGAAAAUUAAAA
Molecule: messenger RNA, 1377 nt
Organism: Rubroshorea leprosula
Lineage: Eukaryota; Viridiplantae; Streptophyta; Magnoliopsida; Malvales; Dipterocarpaceae
Source: the annotation of a GenBank genome assembly